Komagataella phaffii GS115 is the source of this 306-nucleotide messenger RNA. Its product is annotated as 60S ribosomal protein L36. Gene Ontology annotation, biological process: cytoplasmic translation. Gene Ontology annotation, cellular component: ribosome; cytosolic large ribosomal subunit. The record is from RefSeq and is a predicted model, not a curated record. Bases 1 to 306 code for a protein of 101 amino acids. NCBI's taxonomy places the organism in Eukaryota, Fungi, Ascomycota, Pichiomycetes, Pichiales, Pichiaceae. Gene Ontology annotation, molecular function: structural constituent of ribosome. The transcript has a single exon.
AUGAGAAAUAUUGUACUAACAAAUUCAGGUAUUGCAGUAGGUGCUAACAAGGGACACAAGGUCACCCCAAAGGCCGUUGCUCCACAAAAGAGAGUCGCUAUCAGCCAAAGAACUGACUUUGUUAGAAAGUUGGUCCGUGAGGUCACUGGUCUGUCUCCAUACGAAAGAAGAAUCAUUGAGUUGAUCAGAAACUCUGGUGAGAAGAGAGCCAGAAAGUUCGCCAAGAAGAGAUUGGGUACUCACACCAGAGCUAAGGCUAAGUUGGAAGAGAUGCAAAACGUUAUCCAGGAAGCAAAGCGUCAUUAA